UCUCACUAGUCGUUACGUUCUUUGUGCUUCUCGGCGUGUGCUUCUUGCGGGACGAGCAGGAGCAGAGGUCAGGUCGCAAGCGGACCGCACAAGGAGCAACAGGAAUCCUGUUAAAACUUUUAGAUGAUCGAAAGUGCCCAGUGUAGGUCCGCGGCUGGCCCGGGAUAAGGUGAGAUUUUUCGCCGGGCGAGAGCCACCGGGGGACCCGGGCGCAGGGUACCGGUGGUAGUGCGCACCCAUCGGGGGUAGCGGUGGGCGGCAGGCGGACGUGCUCAGGGCGCUUUCCUCCUCCUCCUCAUGACAAAGCGGGUGAUCCGACCGAUGAGCAACUCGGGAGCAAGUUUCCCCCGGGAUUCAAAAUGAUCACAUUGUUUCUCCCCUUGAAGAAACUGCGGCGAAAUGUCAAAUAUGUCCUGUUUGGGGCAAUACUGCUCGUGGGGUUGGUGGCAGUUUACCAAGAGAUGCUUGCUGCAAAAGCAUGGAGCAGUAAUCUCGAUGUAAUUUCUAAUGCUGACCGCAUCAGCUGGAAGAGAGACCUAUAUGAAGAAAGGUUGAGAAGGGACCAUCAGCCACACACUGUCGGUGAUACCACUGCUUGGGCUUCCAGUUAUGCUCCACAACCCUGGAAACCAGAGUAUAUGGGACAGGCCAAUCUGCAUGUGUUUGAGGACUGGUGUGGCAGCUCUACGGCUGAUCUUCGCAAAAAUCUGCAUUACCCGCUUUACCCCCAUUCCAGAAUCACGGUGCGGAAGUUGGCCGUCUCUCCUCAGUGGACCAACUAUGGGCUCAGGAUAUUUGGUUAUCUUCAUCCAUAUGCUGAUGGAGAUUUUGUGUUUGCUGUGAGCUCUGAUGAUAACUCUGAAUUCUGGCUCAGCACAGAUGACUCUCCCCUUAAUUUGCAGUUACAGGCAUGGGUUGGAAGGACAGGAAAAGAAUGGUCUGCCCCGGGUGAGUUUGAGAAGUAUGCCAGUCAGAACUCCAGACCAGUUCGGCUGUCUGCUCAGAUGAGAUACUUUUUUGAAGUUAUUCACAAGCAAAACGACAGAGGGACUGACCACGUGGAGGUGGCGUGGCUCCACUUGGACCAAGACAGUUCAUUUAUGAUUAUUGAAUCCAAGUACAUCUCCCUUUAUACUGAUGAGUCAGCCCUGUUGAUGAAUGAUGUUUCCCACAUACCACAAACAGCUGCAAGCCACUGGCACACCCCCACAAAACAGCGCAGCGCUGAGGCAGAUAUGCUAAUUGAAGAUCGGCGAGAUUCAUUCUACAAAGUGCAUAUGUUAAACAGCAAGUUCCUACAAGGUGUUCUUCCUGAUUGCACAUACAAACCCUCUUACACAAUCAAAGACUUGCCUUUGCAUCGUUAUCAAGGACUCCAGUUUGUCCACUUGUCCUACAUCUACCCAAAUGACUACACUCGACUAACACACAUGGAGAUGCAGACCAGCUGCUUCUACUCUGAGAGCUCUUACUACCUGAAAAUGUUCGGCUUCUCCAGAUACAUGAAACUUGACCGUCCAAAAGAAAGAGAACGUUUAAACAGAGAUUUCAAUUUCCAGGGAUGGAAACGGAUCCAAGAUAAGGUGCAUUUCCACAAUGAGACCUAUGAAAAAAAAAAGGAAGUCAAGUUAGAUGAUGUGGAUAAUGGCCAUUUAAGAGACUAUGGAGAUGAAUAUAAUUAUGUUCAAAACGGCAGGCGCAAGCUCUUCUCCUUGGUUGUCCAAAAAUCUAACAACACAUUGGGUAACUCUUCAUAUACAAGACUGCGCAGAGACAUGUUGGAGAAGAGGGAAAAUAAUGGAAAUUUGUCUCAGUCUCAGUCAGCGCUAAAGCAAGGCUUAGCACAUAACCUGCAACAAAAUCAUACAGAGUUACAAAAAGAGGGCCCAGUUAAAAAACCAGAACAGAUUCAACCAAAGCUACAGUUGAAACAAGUAGAAAGACAAAAGGUAAAAUCACCUCUGAGACCAGAACAAGCUAAUCCGCUGAUACUGGAUAACAAAAAACAGCUUAAAGAAAAGUCAGUUGUCCAAUCAGAGCAACUUGACUCUAAACAGCAUCGGAUCCAGAAAACGAACCAUUCCCAAAUCCAGCGAGUCAAAUCCUCACAGCUUCAGAACCUACAGAGGAAUAAUCCACAUCCUGAAAAACCCAUCCUGGCCAAGCAGCGGAGGUUUGUAACCAGAGAGAAGGAAUUUGUACUGCCCAACAACAAACGUUUUACCCCUAGCAAAAGAAAUUUCAGCCGCCCGCUUGUGAGAUCAAAUCAAAGGGACUCGAAUGUCAGAAAAAGGCUCACAGAUAAGGAGAUAGAGCUGAAUAUGCCUCUACAGCAAGAUUUAGAAAAUAGCAUCCCUAGAGCUAAGAAAAGUGCUAAAGCGAAAAUGGACAAAAAGUGGAUGGAUAAGAAAAAAGAGAGGGCCCAAGGGAGGGAGGAAGAUGAGGUCUACAACAGGGCUAAGAGAAGGAGAAACACCACAGAGGAUGAGAGAGACUACCUAUGGAGAAGACAAGGAGAGUUUGACAAUGCUGAUGAUGAGGAUCUUGCACCUGCACCAGUUGUUGACAUUCAGGUCAACUGGAACCAAACCUUCCAGGCCAGCCCCCUGGACCUUCAGGCACAGCGUUCAGAUUGGAUCAACCUACAAUGCAACAUCUCUGGAAACCUGCUGCUCCACUCCAAUGAUGCUUUGGACAUAGUCAAGACGUUCAUGGAUAAAUUGAAUGCAAAGCAUCAUGGGCAGUUUAAGUUGGUAAGAGUGGUUAACGUGGUGAAGCGUGCGGAUAGGUUCCAGGGCAGCCGCUACCUUCUGGAGCUGGAGCUCAAAGAUGUGAAUGGCCAGCUGCUGCGUUUAUCACAGUACAUCUAUGCUCUGGUUCACCAUGGUGGGCUGCGCAACAGGGACUUUAGCUUCAAGCAGUCACAACGUGAGGUGUUGCUCUGCAACCCGGUGGGCUUCCACUGGAAUCCUGUUGCCACGGUCCACUUCGUAGUACCAGUAAAAAACCAGGCUAAAUGGGUGCAGCAGCUGAUUACUGACAUGGAGGAACUGUUCAGAAAAUCUAGAGAUGCUAACUUCAACCUCAUAAUCACUGACUACAACAGCACUGACAUGGAUGUGAGGAAAGCUCUUCAGAAGUCCUCACUUCCCAGCUACCAGUAUGUGAAGCUGAGUGGAAACUUUGAGCGCUCUGCUGGUCUGCAAGCAGGUAUCGAUCUGAUAACUGAUGAUCACAGCAUUGUGUUUCUUUGUGACCUCCACAUCCAAUUUCCUCCCUCAAUCAUUGAUACCAUCAGAAAGCACUGUGUGGAAGGAUACAUGGCCUUUGCGCCCAUUGUCAUGAGACUGGACUGCGGUGCUACACCUUUAGAAGCCAGAGGUUACUGGGAGGUCAAUGGUUUUGGCCUGCUGGGGAUCUAUAAGUCAGAUCUGGACAAAGUGGGAGGAAUGAACACCAAGGAUUUUACUGAGCGCUGGGGAGGAGAGGACUGGGAGCUUCUCGACAGGAUCUUACAGGCAGGUCUGGAAGUGGAAAGGAUCUACUUGAGAAACUUUUUCCACCACUAUCACUCCAAACGUGGCAUGUGGAACCGGCGAAUGUCAACAAGCCCCAGGUGACCCUAUCACCUGCAUCUGCACAGUGACAUCGCCACGGAUACAACCAUGGCAACCGGAGCACUUUAAGGCCAGAGCGUGAUUCAUGUUAUUUAACGGUAAUACCUGCUGACUGUUACAGAGAGGAGCAUAGGAUCCGGUGCUGUCUUUGUUCACUCAAGCUUUGUGAAGCAGGUGGCAGCGCUGAAGGUCAUUGCUUAGGAGAUACUACUGAUAUGUUCAGAGUUUAUUUAAUUGGAUAUACUGUGGACUACAAACAGGGUACUGGCUAAUGAGUUCCAAUGACUGUACAAUUCAAUACAUGAGGAUACUGCUGUGCACAGUGUUGCUGACCAAGACCAUGAUCUGCACUAUGGGCUGUAAGAAAAUGCCCUAAUCUGAAGACAAAACUGGAUUCCAUGGAUGUAAGCUCACAAGUGACCCUUAUCAUAAGCAUCACUAUUGCACAUGGGUCUUAACUUGGGGGGGGGGGGGGUAUUUUCUUUGUGACAAAAAAAAGAAUUUUACUGUAGAUUGUGUGUAUGGUGAAAGACAGCCUUUAUUUGCAAUGUUGUAAAUUACAGAAAACUUUCUAUUUAUUGAAUAGAUGUGGUGUUUUUCCCCAUUGUGUUUAAUUAAACAGACACAUACCUCAGUUUACCUUCAAAGUGCCCUCCCCUCAUUGUGCUCAUCAUAUUUAAGUGUGCGUUCUUCUCUGCUGUGACUGUUACUUGGGUACUGAGGACCUUUUUACAGACAAAUCCGAAAAUGCCUUAAACUGAAAAAAAGUACAUUUUUAAGUGAUUUUUAAUGAUUGUCAUUUAGUUGUUUUUAAGGAAAAUUGUUUUAAAACUGUCUUUAAUUCGGACAGAUUUGUGCCUUUUUUGCCCAAUGCACAGACCUUAAAUAAUUGCAUCAUAUCAACACGCAUUAGUGUGAGAGUAUGUUUUCCAUUUCUGCCCAUUCUCCUUACACUGCCACUUACCAAAAAUAACAAAACUACGUUUUGAAUUCUGUCUUUUUUCAUGCUCGUAUUAUUUCCUUUAGAUAUAUUUGCUGUACUUUAUAGUUUUCCAUCAAUGAGUCAAACUUGGGGUUGUUUUCUUUUUUUUUUUUGCUCCCUUCCUAAAGUUUUCAUUUCUGUCAGCACAGUAAUUUCACAAGUGUAAUUACUGAGUGAAAUUAUUGUGUCUCUUUGUCAUGCUGUUACAUUGUUACUUACAUUGUUUGACUAAUGGCAGUGUUUUCUCAUUUUUCACAUUCCAGUUCAGCAAAUUAGUUGUGCUCCUUUUAUCAUAUUCUGGGAAAAUAACUAAUAAGUGGUGAACUAUUGGACAUUUAAGGUAAUGAAGACAGUUCAAAUGUGACUUUGAUAUGGUUUUGAUUUCAUAACACUGCUAAGAGUGGUACGGUGUGUUUGUGUUUUGUUUCCUUUUACGAGAGUUGAAUCUUUUGAAAUUUGCUUUGUGGUUUUGCUGGAGUGGUGCAUACUUUCCCCUUUCCUUCUUUACACUCCUUCACAGCUGACUGUUUUAAAAUACCUCAUCCCUGUCUUUAUGCUGGAAAUAGGUUCUCCAUUAAUGUACUGCUCUGGAGCAUUUUCUCUCAGGGACAGGUGUUUCCAUAUUACACUACCUUGACAAAUUUGACAAUUAAAUGUCUCUAAAAUGU
Archocentrus centrarchus (flier cichlid) is the source of this 5267-nucleotide messenger RNA. RefSeq names its product beta-1,4-N-acetyl-galactosaminyl transferase 3b (gene b4galnt3b). Gene Ontology annotation, molecular function: acetylgalactosaminyltransferase activity. The transcript is spliced from 20 exons. NCBI's taxonomy places the organism in Eukaryota, Metazoa, Chordata, Actinopteri, Cichliformes, Cichlidae. Gene Ontology annotation, cellular component: Golgi cisterna membrane. The record is from RefSeq and is a predicted model, not a curated record. Bases 360 to 3620 code for a protein of 1086 amino acids.